Paramecium pentaurelia is the source of this 1668-nucleotide messenger RNA. The record is from the annotation of a GenBank genome assembly. NCBI's taxonomy places the organism in Eukaryota, Ciliophora, Oligohymenophorea, Peniculida, Parameciidae.
AUGAGUUCUCAAAUACUCUGUAAUAGUGGAGUACCUAAGCUUAUAUGUUAAAAAGCUAUUUGUGAAAAGUAAAAUCUAAAAAAUAAGGAGAUAUUUUCUUGUAAUUUGUAAAAAACCAUUACUGAUGAUGCUAUUACUGAUUGUAAAGGUUGUAUUGGAAAAUAAAAAGAUAAAACCAUCAAUUAUUGUUAAAUCAAUUUUCAAGAUUUUUUCUUAUAAUUGAUAACACAAAGAAAGGAAGAGUAGGAAAUAUUAUCUUAAGUAAGAGAAAUAGAGAGAAGAUUGUAAUAAAGUGUUGAGAAUGCAAAACAAGAAAUUGAAAGAGCUUAAGUUAAUAUAAAGAAAAUAGGUGAAACAAUUAAAUCAAUGUGUUUAUUUUAAAAUAAUUCUAAAUUAGAAGAAUGUUUAAGAUUAAAAGAAUAGACAUCUUUGGAUUUAGUAAAAAAGAUGAUUAAAGAAUUUCGAGAAAAAAUAACAAUAAUUGAAGAUAAUCAAUAAUAAAAUAAUCAAUAGAUAAAUAUAAAUCCAGAUAAACUUAAUAUUAUUUAUAAAAAUGGAACAAUAAUUAUUGAUGAUUUCUUAAAAAAUAAAUUAUCUUAGAUGUCAUAAAUGUUAAAUAGUUUUGAAUUAUAAGUUUAAUAAAUAAAUAGAACUAAUGAUAAUUUUAUUCAAGAACAAAACUAAAUUAUAAAUACAAAAUAUAAAUAGAUAGGAAAGGCAGAUAAUUUGACAUUUAAAAAGCUUUACAAUUUAAGAUUUAAUCGAUCUAAUAAUUUGUUUGCAUUUGGAACUAAUAAUUUAGAUAAUAAUAAAGCCUAUUGUGCUGAAAUUUGGAAGAUUGAUAAUAAUUAAAUUUAAUAGAUUUAAAAAUUACAAUAAUAUCCUGAUGUUACUGCUUUAUGUUUUAGCAAAAAGGAUGAUUCUCUAUUUACAGGAAGUUUAGAUUCCAAAAUUAUAUAUUGGAUUCCAUAGUCUAAUGGAGAAUAUAAAGAAUAAGAAUUAAAAAAUAGAAAAGAUAUUAAAGGAUAAAUUAAUUAUAUUGAAAUAAAUUAAAAGUCAAAUAUUUUAGCAGUUGGUAGUGAAGAAUUAAAUAUUUAUACUAUUAAAAAUAAUGAAUUGCUAUAAAUUACUCAUUAUUUAUAAGAAGUUAAAAACUUAGCUUUUUCUAAUUGUAAUCAAAUUAUUAUAGCUUAAUUUAUGAUAAAUAAUAAAGAGAAAAUUGAAUUAUUUUAGAUUAAAUAAACAGGUGAAAAUUUUGAAAUAAUAAAUUUGGGUGAAGUAAUAUAGACAUAAGAAAUUUAACCAAUUACAACAACAAGAUUUUUGCAUAUAAAUUUAUAAAAUUAAAUCAACUUAUUUAAAUUGGACAACAAUAGAUUUUAAAAGAUAGAAAAUUAUUCAAUUAAAAAAUUGAAUUCUAUUGAAAAAUGUGGAAUUGGGUUUUGUUCAAAUAAUAAUAAUAAAUGUAAUCUUUUAGCUUUUUCAUAAAAUAUUAAUAAUAAUUAAAUAACAUAGAUACUUAAGAUCAAUGAACAAAAUUAAGUAACCUUGCUUUAAUCAAUUUAAUAAAUGGGAUUAAAAUUAUUUUUCUCAAAUAAUGGCUAAGUGCUUGUUAUUUGGAAUGGUGAUAGUUUUGUUAUCUAUAAGAAUACAUCUUAAACAAUAUGA